GAAGGAAUUUCAAGAAGAAAUGACAAAAUUUCAUAAUGAAAACUAUGCGAGAUUACUAUUCACCUGAAAAGUCAUAUUCCUUAAUUCGUCUCUCGCUGCAUCUUUUGUGUAUUGUACAACAACAGCAAAAUGAGAAGGCAUGCUUGAAUUAAUGAAUAGCGUAAAAAAACACGAUUUAAAUGCCAAAAUAUUGUGGAAAACUAUUUCAAUCCUUUGAUUCCUCUGUAAACAAAUAAAGAAGUGAUAGGUUGUUUUCAAUGUUUCACAGAAGAGUGAGGUUGUCUUUCAAUAUUUUACCAAUAUAUUUAUAUUGAGUUCAUUGUAUUUUUAUUUUACGUACUUUUACUUCCAGGGUCGCGGUAAUCUUGCACGCACGCGACCUAUUCAAGUGAAGUUCCCCAACCUAACCUCAAAAUAAUAAUCGAAUUAAAACAAUGUUGGUAUCAUGGACGUAUAAAUAUGGUGUAAACAUGCGUUAACUAAGGUGUUUGGUCUGACUUUGGUCAGAUCACCUUGGUUAGCAUACCAAAAUAUCCAUACGGUACGGUAUACACGUGACCACAGAUUGACAAUAUACAAUAUAUCUUCAGUAUAGGUAGAAAAUCAUCUUUUGUUCUGAAACCUUUUUCUUAUAAAUUAUAUGAAAAUUCACAUAUGGGAGUUUAGAUUUAAAACUCUAUGUAAAAAAAUCCUGAUAUGAUUGUAUUCUAAUAAAGAUACAGGGCACUGUCUAAAAUGAUGUUUGUUUUCUUUCCAUUUCCACUACAUAGUUUGGCAACAGUGUCGACAAUAAUUAAUAUAGUGGUGUUUGGUUUUGGUAAGACUGGUAAGAGAAACACAGCAAAAGUGUUUCGAAACAUUACGGAAACUAAUUACUAGACACUUUUGAAUGCGUAUGAUUUACAACUUAUCUUAUCUCACUGCAGCGGUAGUAGAUAUACUUAGUUCUUAGUUCACGAGAAGAUAAGAAACCACGGAGUCCAAGUCGUCAAGAUUUACUACCUAAGUCAAACAAUGUCGCUCGGGAAUCUUCAUGUAAUCAAACAAAGCAAUAAAGUAUGCAGCGCAUCAGUCAUAUUCCUACACGGUUCAGGAGACACAGGCCAAGGGUUACUGAACUGGGUGAAAUUCCUGAUAGGAGACGCCGCUACUCACCCGCAUAUAAAGUUCUAUUUUCCCACCGCCCCACUGAGACCUUACACGCCAAUACAGGGUGAACUUAGCAAUGUUUGGUUCGACAGGUACAGCAUCACCCCGGAUGUUCCGGAGCACCAGGAAACUCUUGAAUCUGCCGGAGAGGCUAUCAAGAAUCUGAUAGAAGACAUUUCCAAAAAGGACAAUGUUCCGCUUAAUAGAAUCGUCGUGGGAGGUUUCUCAAUGGGUGGAGCCCUGGCCCUACACACUGCUUACAGAUUUGUCCCAGGCUUGGCAGGCGUUUUUACAUUAUCCUCAUUUCUCAACAACAAUUCUGCACUAUUGAACAAUGCCAAACACUUGGACAUCCCCCUGUACAUGUGUCAUGGAGAUCGAGACUCUAUGGUGCCAAUUUCUUGGGGCCAAAAAACUUACAGAGAUUUAACUCAACUGGGCAUAAAGGCAGACUUUAUAACAAUAAAGAACACGAUGCAUGAACUGAAAAAGCAUGAAAUUUUGGGACUCUAUGAAUGGCUACAGAAAAUAGUACCCUUGCAGGAAACAUAAUUGUUGGAAUAUUUUAUUGUUGAUUGUUUAUUUGUGCCAUUAAAAAAUUUGUAUUUAUUCAAUCAAGAGACAAGAACAAAAGAAAAAUGUGGGUAGGUAGAAGUAGUAUAAGAUUUAUUGAAUUUGAGACAAGAAACAAUCUGUGCAUAUUGAAUGAAAUAAAACUUGAUAUAAAAAAGUGAGAGAAUCUAUCAAUUGUAAUACCUCCUAAAAAUAACCUAUUGCAACUUCUUCUACAAGAUUCCCAAUGAUCUUUCAACCAUAGCAUGAGGCUGUCCAGAUAGCUCUAGGAACUCUGGAGUAUUGAAUACAUCUUCUGGACCCACUUCCAAGUCCCUGCCAGUCAAAAUGUCAUGCAUGAUGUUAGAGGAGGGCAAAAACUGCAGUCUACCAAUCUUUUUAGCAGAUUUCAAUUCCAUUGCUAUUCUUAAGGGAGCAUGUAAACCUUGUGUGUUUCUCAACAUGGUCAUGUUCAUUUUAUCAAUAUUAUUCCUGUACUGAA
Molecule: messenger RNA, 2203 nt
Organism: Phaedon cochleariae (mustard beetle)
Lineage: Eukaryota; Metazoa; Arthropoda; Insecta; Coleoptera; Chrysomelidae
Source: the annotation of a GenBank genome assembly